This is a messenger RNA of Gongylonema pulchrum, 267 nucleotides long. The record is from the annotation of a GenBank genome assembly. NCBI's taxonomy places the organism in Eukaryota, Metazoa, Nematoda, Chromadorea, Rhabditida, Gongylonematidae.
AUGCAGCACCGUUCGUUGUUGUUGCUGCCGGUGCUGUGCGAUGCACGGUCGGUUGUUGGUGGCCGUUUCUGCCCCGUCUUACGUCGUUGCUCUCAUUUGACUGCUGCUACUGCCGGCAGCGCUGCUCUGCUGUUGCCGCAGCUGCUGUCGCUCGGCGUUCCGCUGGCUGCAGCACGAGGCUCGGAUAAUAUCAUCCAGGAGCAGCAGCAGCAGCAGCGGCGGCAUCAUUAUCAUCAUGUACAACUACUACACGCCAUUGGCUACUGA